This is a messenger RNA of Rhagoletis pomonella (apple maggot), 1138 nucleotides long. RefSeq names its product nudC domain-containing protein 3. Gene Ontology annotation, cellular component: cytoplasm. Gene Ontology annotation, biological process: protein folding. The record is from RefSeq and is a predicted model, not a curated record. Lineage: Eukaryota; Metazoa; Arthropoda; Insecta; Diptera; Tephritidae. The transcript has 3 exons. The coding region runs from base 92 to 1030 and encodes 312 amino acids.
AUUUACCCAAAAAAUCGAACACUUCACGCUAUUCGUCACUUUUGUAUAAAAGAUUCACGUAUUCCAAAACACAUCUAAAAACGAGUCUACAAUGGAUUGCUUACGCACAGACGCAAUAUUUAUGGAAAUUCUACAGCAAAGAAAAACAGUAACUGGGUUUCUUGAUGCCGUUUUUGGAUUCCUGCGAAGAAAUACCGACUUCUACUAUAUUAAAAAGGACCCAAAUGAAAAAAUUGGUUUUGCUAAAGGUUUGCGUGAGCAAAUUCUUUUCGGUGCUAUGCAACGCUAUGAUCCAGAAUGUAAGUUGAACAAUCUGACGGCUGAAAACACGGAAGUUGAUGGCAUGUUUGCGCCACCAGCCGUGGAAGAAGUUGAAGUAGAGACGGAUGAAGUACAGAUGGAUUCCGAAGAAGCUUCAAAUUCAAUGCACCCAGCAAUAGACAUCAAAACUAAGGCAACACAAAAGAAAUCUCAAAACUCGGAGUUUGUACCCACAGACUACAAGAACGGCUCAUGCUUUGCAAAGUACUGUUGGUCGCAGACAUUGAGUGAAGUGGAACUACAUGUUAAAUUGCCAGCAGAAUUAAAUAGUGCUAAAUCGAUAUGCAUUGAUAUAAAGCCUGAUCUGAUUUCCGUGCGGAGUCGAGCUAAUCCCGCCGAAAUUCUCAUAAAUGGUCAGAUUAGCAACCGAUUUAAGCACAACGAUGCUGUGUGGACUAUAACAGAAGGAAAACUAACAAUAAGUUUAGAUAAAAAUAAAGAAAUAUGGUGGGAAAAGUUCUUCACCACAGAAGAUCCGUUAGAUUCCAAGAAAAUAGAUUGUGAACGAUACAUAGAUGAAUUACCCGAAGACUCACAAGCGGCAAUACAAAAAUUGCGAGUUCAGCAAAUGGAGCAGGACAGUUUAAAUACAGAACAUGUGACAACUGACGGUGGAAGCACUAUUGAGCGAUUACGCACAGCAUGGGAUGCAGAAGGAUCACCAUUCAAAGGACAGCCGUUUGAUGCAUCUAUGGUUAAAUUCAGCUAAUUAUAUCAGAGACCUUUAUUUUGUUAGUAUAAAAACGUAAAUGUGCAUAAAUACUAUAUUAAGUCUUGUAAGAUUAUGAUUAUAAAUAGAUGUGAUAGAAAUAAUGAA